Messenger RNA from Closterium sp. Naga37s-1, 2484 nucleotides. NCBI's taxonomy places the organism in Eukaryota, Viridiplantae, Streptophyta, Zygnematophyceae, Desmidiales, Closteriaceae. The record is from the annotation of a GenBank genome assembly.
CUCUUCUCCAAGGUGCUGGUGGCGAACAGGGGGGAGAUAGCAUGCCGAGUGAUGAAGACGGCGCGGGCACUGGGCAUUCGCAGUGUGGCCAUCUAUUCUGAGCCGGACGUGGAGAGCCUGCACGUCCGCAUGGCGGAUGAAGCCGUCUGUGUGGGCCCAGCACCAACAGCGCAGAGCUAUCUGAACAUGGAUGCUGUGCUGGACGCGAUUAGAAGCACAGGGGCUGACGCGGUGCACCCCGGAUACGGGUUCCUGUCAGAGAAUGCCCUGUUUGUGGAGCGGCUGGAUGAGGAGGGCGUGACGUUCGUGGGGCCCAACUUGAACGCCAUUGACGCCAUGGGGGACAAGAUUCACAGCAAGCGGUUGGCGAAAGAGGCCAAGGUGAACACCAUUCCAGGGAAGGAGGACGUUAUCAGGGACGAGGACCAUGCGGUUGAGAUCGCGCAAGAGGUGGGCUUCCCAGUCAUGCUCAAGGCGUCUGGCGGUGGAGGAGGCAAGGGCAUGCGUGUUGCAUGGAAUGAGAAGGAGGUGCGGGAGCAGUUCAGCGUGUGCAAGGCAGAGGUGGCUUCCAGCUUUGCUGAUGACCGCAUCUUCGUGGAAAGGUUCAUAGACAAGCCAAGGCACAUCGAAGUGCAGGUCAUGGGGGAUAAGCAUGGCAAUGUGGUGUGGCUACCAGAGAGAGAAUGCUCCAUCCAGAGGCGAAACCAAAAGGUGAUAGAGGAGUCGCCCAGCACGUUUCUGGACGAGGCAACGAGGGAGGCCAUGGGCGAGCAGGCUGUGUCGCUGGCCAAGGCUGUCAACUACGACUCCGCUGGCACUGUUGAGUUCCUAGUGGACGCCCAGAGGAAUUUCUUCUUUCUGGAGAUGAACACGCGCCUGCAGGUGGAGCAUCCGGUCACAGAGUGCGUCACGGGUCUCGACCUCGUGCACCUCAUGUUCCACUCCGCUGCCGGCCAUACGCUGCCCAUAGACCAGAAGAGGGCAAGGAAGAUCCACGGGUGGGCGUUGGAGUCUCGGGUUUACUGCGAGCAUCCCUUCAUGAACUUCCUCCCCUCCACAGGCAAGCUGCGCAGGUAUCGCGAGCCCAAGGAGGUGCGGACGCCGACUGAGAUCGUGCGGCUGGACACGGGGGCGGUGGAGGGGCAGUACAUCUCCAUGUACUAUGACCCACUGCUCUCUAAGCUAAUCACGUGGGGACCAACGAGAAAGGACGCCCUCGAGUCCAUGAAGCACGCCUUGGAUCGUUAUUAUGUGUGUGGGCCGUUCAACAACAUCUCCUUCCUCCGCUGCAUCUUCUCACAGCCGGCGUUUGAGUCUGGCGAUAUCAGCACCAAGUUCCUGGACAUCCACUAUCCGAAUGGUUUCACAGAUGACCGACUGACGCCCAGAGAGGAGGUGAGGGUGGGAGGAGACUAUAGGCUGAGGACGAGCAAGGUGUUUAAUAGGUACUCGAUAGAGGUCCGCACCAAGUUCCUGGACAUUCACUUCCUGAAUGGCAAUGACAGGCUGACGCCUAGAGAGGAGGUGAGAAAGGGUGGAAGAGGCCACAGAUCAUUUUCUCUUUCUGCCCAGAGAGAAGCCAUUGCUGCCUUUCUUGAAAUAGUCAAGUCCCGGAGAUCUCUGCUAGCUGUCAACGCUGCCGCCCCCGGCACGCCCGGCGCAAUAGGAAACGGACACCUGGCGCACGCCGGUUGGGUGGAGGAGGAGGGAGAGGGGGGAGGCGAGGAGGGGGAGGAGGAUGGGGGGGAGGGGCUGAGGGGGAAGGCGGAGCUGGUGGUGAGUUCGGAUGGGGUGGAGCAUGCUGUGGUGGUGCGGCACUGGAGCAAUGAGAAGAAGCCACACCUCUGUGUUGCGGCGGAGCUGGUGGUGAGUUCGGAUGGGGUGGAGCAUGCUGUGGUGGUGCGGCACUGGAGCAAUGAGAAGAAGCCACACCUCUGUGUUGCGGCGGAGCUGGUGGUGAGUUCCGAUGGGGAGGAGCAUGAUGUGGUGGUGCGGCAUUGGAGCAAUGAGAAGAAGCCGCACCUCUGUGUUGCGGAUAUCGAGGUGGGGGGGGAGGUGAUCCGGGUGGAGGAGGCGGUGCCAGCAGGGUUGGGGCGGGGGGUGGUGGAUAUCCGAGUGGAUGGGGAGGACACCGUGUGCAUGGUCAUGGAGAAACACGCAAGAGGGUUCAAGCUUGUGUAUGACGGCUGCACCAAGGACGAAGUGCUGGUGCAUCAAAAGAAGGUGGCUCCUCUACAGAAGUACAUGCCACCCAAGAAGGUUCAAGAUGUCUCCAAGAUGGUCAAGGCUCCUAUGCCUGGUGCAGUGGUCGCAAUCGGUGUCAAGCCAAACAAGAAGGUGCUUCCUGGUGAUGAGCUGAUAACGAUCGAAGCCAUGAAGAUGCGCAACGUGCUGCGUGCUGAGGAGGCAGCCACUGUAAAGGCUGUAUAUGUGAAGGUCGGGGCCUCUGUGUCGCUGGGCGAGACCAUGAUCGAGUUUGAGUAA